UGUGUGUGUAUAUUUUGAUGUGAAUUGUGUGUGCAGAUGGAGUACAAAGUGAUCGUGGCUACGGGUAACUUAGAAUACUCGGGUACUAGUAACUAUGUGUAUCUUACUCUGGUGGGGGAGAACGGCGAGAGUGAGAGGACGCUGCUGGACAAACCAGGCCUGGAUCUGUAUAGAAACACAGCUGAUGAAUACUUAGUCCAGAGCUCAGUUUCCCUGGGUCGUGUUCUCCUGGUACGCUUGGAGAAGCAGAAAUACUUUGUGGAAGAUAACUGGUUUUGCGAUUAUGUGAAAGUCACCUCACCAGGAGGUGAAGUCACACAGACCUUCCCCUGUUACUGCUGGCUAGUGGGGAAUAUUAAAGUAGAAGUCCGUGAUGGCAAAGCUAGGAGGCUGUGUGAUGAGAUCCUGCCCCAGGAGCUGGCUCAUAGAAAGGCACAGCUGCAGGAGAGACAGAAAACCUUCCGAUGGCAAGCCUGGGCUACAGGAAUUCCAAAAUGUAUAGAUGCCAAAUCAGAGGCAGACCUACCCCAGGAUGUUCGUUUUGCCAAUGAGAAGCGCUGUGACUUCGAAAGAUCACUUCAAUAUGCGCUUAUAGAGCUGUCACUAAAGAAGCUGGCCAUCUGGUUUGGGAGAUCAUGGAAGGAUCUGGAUGAUUUUAAACAAAUAUUUUGGAAAUUAAAGAGUGAAAUUUCUGAAUACACUAUGGAACACUGGAAGGAGGACUGGUUCUUUGGCCAUCAGUUUCUGAAUGGGUCAAAUCCAAGGAUGAUCCAGAGGUGCAGGACACUGCCCUCCAACUUCCCUGUGUCUGGCGACAUGGUGCAGGCCUUCUUAAGCUCUAAAACCACCCUUGAUAAAGAGCUCAAGGCUGGAAAUAUAUACCUUGUUGACUAUGCAAUAAUGGAUGGACUCCCUGGGAAUGUAAUCAGAGGAAAGAAGCAGUAUAUUGCAGCUCCUUUGUGUUUAUUGUAUGAACAUCCAGACAAUGGCCUUAUUCCCAUUGCCAUACAGCUUGAACAGAAUCCUACUGAGGACACGCCCAUGUUUCUCCCAAAUGAUCCACCUCUGGCUUGGUUAUUGGCAAAAAUGUGGGUCCGUCAUGCUGAAUUUCAGAGCUUCGAAAUACUAUCACACCUGCUGCGAACCCAUCUUAUAGUGGAGGUGUUCUGUGUGGCCACACUGCGUCACCUUCCUUCAGUCCACCCUAUAUACAAGUUACUCACUCCUCACUUUAAGUACACUCUGGAGAUAAACUGCCGUGCACGCACACAGCUUAUCUCUAAUAAUGGCAUCUUCAAAUGGGUGGCAUCCACAGGUGGUGACGGGCUGCUGGUGCUCGCUCAGAGAGAGUAUAAACUCCUGACCUACCGCUCUCUUCAACCCCACUACGACUUUAUAGACCGGGGCGUCACUAAACUCAAUAAAUACUUCUACAGAGAGCACAGCCUCAUGCUCUGGGACGCGAUCGAGAAGUUUGUCUCCGGCAUUGUGUCUCUAUAUUAUGAUAACGACAGUGAAGUAGUGCAGGAUUCAGAACUGCAGGCAUGGAUUAAGGAAGUGGUUCAAGAAGGCUUUGAAAAUGUCCCUCACUUUGGGCUGUCUAAUGAACUAAAGAAUAAGCAGGAGCUGAUCACACUUUUGAGUGUGGUCAUCUUCACCAGCACUGCACAACAUGCAGCAACCAACAAUGGUCAGUUUGACUUUUGUUCGUGGGUGCCCAAUACACCUUGCACCAUGCGCCAACCUCCACCCACAGACAAGGACAGUGUUACAAUGGACUUGAUCAUGAACACACUCCCAGAUAUAAGCCAGUCAUGUAUGGAGAUGGCAAUCACAUGGCAUUUAGGAAGACCUCAGCCAGACGCAAUACCUCUGGCACAAUAUCAGGAAAAGUACUUCACUGAGCCAGCAGCCCAAAAGAUCUUAGAAAACUUCAGGCAGGAUCUCAAGGGCAUUGAGGAGGAAAUUCAAAAGAAGACUAAGGGAUUCCAACCACCAUAUCACUACUUGUGCCCAAGGAAUAUAGAGAACAGCAUUACCAUAUAGACAUAUAGACUUGAAACGGUGCUAUAUGCUUUUUAUGUUGUACUGAUUUUACAAUCGGUUAAUAAACUGAAAACUAUUAAUGCAUGUAAUCACAGCAAAUUUUGACAGAAAUUUUAGGAAAUACAGAAAACUCAUUUUAUUUCUGUAAUUCACUGUCACAAAUUUUUAAAAGUCUAAACAAAAUGUAAGUCACAAGUCAAUUCUGAUGUUUUUUAUGUGUAUGUAUGAAUAUUAUUCAAAGGUGCUACUAUUGUUUGCUAUUUUAAAUCUAGUUUACUUUUAGCCCGACAGUGGCAUAUGUUUAUUGUUAAAAGUUUUAAAGCAUUUGGUCUACAAUACACCUGGUGAGAAAAUGUAAAGAGGGCACAAUAUGAACUAAA
Molecule: messenger RNA, 2426 nt
Organism: Silurus meridionalis
Lineage: Eukaryota; Metazoa; Chordata; Actinopteri; Siluriformes; Siluridae
Product: polyunsaturated fatty acid lipoxygenase ALOX12-like
Exons: 14
Coding region: 37-2046 (669 amino acids)
Biological process (GO): lipid oxidation; linoleic acid metabolic process
Molecular function (GO): arachidonate 15-lipoxygenase activity; protein binding; arachidonate 12(S)-lipoxygenase activity
Source: RefSeq, a predicted model, not a curated record